Molecule: messenger RNA, 4479 nt
Organism: Aquila chrysaetos chrysaetos
Lineage: Eukaryota; Metazoa; Chordata; Aves; Accipitriformes; Accipitridae
Gene: SGMS1
Product: sphingomyelin synthase 1
Exons: 9
Coding region: 867-2108 (413 amino acids)
Biological process (GO): sphingomyelin biosynthetic process; ceramide biosynthetic process
Cellular component (GO): endoplasmic reticulum membrane; Golgi membrane
Molecular function (GO): ceramide cholinephosphotransferase activity; sphingomyelin synthase activity; protein binding
Source: RefSeq, a predicted model, not a curated record
UUCACUCAUCCAAAUCAGAGGAGCAAGACUUGCGUGGAGUAGAACAUGUCCUGUUGAUGCUUCCUUCGUCAGCUUGUGCGGUGCUGCUCUGGUAUCCAAUUACACAUCUGUAUUCAAAGACGAACACUUUAUUGUGAAAGCAUCUUCACUAACGUGACUCUUACGACUACGUGAGAAGCAGCCAGCAGCAGGUCUUCUGAGCUUUGACUCUCAUUCAUAGUGAGCUUCUAACCCGAUGAAUCAAGUGCUCUGGGUAGAAAAGCAAUUUCAGUGAGAAGGGGGGGGGUCUGAAGAGUGAUUGAAAAUUACUGCCUGGGAAGGACAGGAAGCUUGUGAAGGCACUUCCAGCACGGGGCAGGCGAGCAGAGGGGAGAGGAGCACUGGCGAAGCCUGGCACGACGCUGCCGGCAUGGGGAAAUUGAGAGGCAACUUUUAAUUUGAAGGAAGUUCACCUCGCGAAGGAGGUGCCGCCGAGAUCCUCGGGUCCUGGAGUUGCUCUGCCAAAGCAGCAGAGGGAUUGUAAAACGUUUCAGCUUGCAGAGGCCUUACUGCUGUCUCCCUCUUCUCUUGCCAUAAGCGUCGUGUCUGGCUGGCAGCUGGGAAGAGGAAAAGUUGGCUGCUGUUGUCUGCCACCUGAUUUCCAUGAAAAGAAGAAUGCCAACACGAAUAUGAAGUGAACCAUUUCCUAUAUUUUCCACAGCGCCUGGAUGCUCAUAUUGGGUGGUUAGAGACAGGGACUUGCCUCUCACCAAACUGCUUCCUCGGACAAGAUGAAGCCAAGGAGGAGCUUUCCGACACAAUGGAGUUGCAGUGACUGCUGCCCAGUUUAAAAUUGAUGUCAGACUGUGCCCCAGCUGCCUGACGAGAUGAAAGAAGUGGUGUCGUGGUCACCCGAGGAGGUGACGAAUUGGCUAACGGAAAAUGCUGUGCCGGAGUAUUGUGAGCCAUUGAAGAGCUUCACGGGGCAGGAUUUGAUCAACCUCACGGAGGAGGAUUUUAAGAAGACGCCUCUCUCCCGGGUGUCUUCCGACAGUGGACAGCGGCUAUUGCACAUGAUUGAAACUUUAAAAAUGGCUCACCACAUCGAGGCUCACAAAAAUGGGCACGUCAACGGGCACAUCCGUGUCAGCAUGAGCAACACCACGCGUGAGAAUGGCUUUAGCAGUAAAAUGAAGCUGAACGGGAUGCCAAAUGGUUAUAAGAAGGAGAUGAUAAAGAUCCCCAUGCCAGAGCCAGAGCGCUCACAGUAUCCUAUGGAAUGGGGCAAGACUUUCCUGGCUUUUAUUUAUGCACUUUUUUGUUUCAUCUUUACCACAGUGACUAUCUCAGUUGUUCAUGAACGAGUGCCUCCCAAGGAGGUGCAGCCUCCCCUACCAGAUGCAUUUUUUGAUCGCUUUGAUCGGGUGCAAUGGGCUUUUUCUAUUUGUGAAAUCAACGGCAUGAUCCUUGUAGGACUGUGGUUUAUUCAGUGGCUGCUCUUAAAAUACAAGUCUAUAAUUAGCAGAAGAUUUUUCUGUAUAGUUGGCACACUAUACCUGUAUCGGUGUAUUACAAUGUAUGUGACUACACUCCCAGUACCUGGCAUGCAUUUCAAGUGUUCUCCAAAGCUUUUUGGAGACUGGGAAUCUCAUCUGCGAAGGAUAAUGAAACUGAUUGCUGGCGGAGGAUUGUCCAUCACAGGAUCCCACAACAUGUGCGGCGACUAUCUGUACAGCGGUCACACUGUCAUAUUAACUCUUACAUACUUAUUUAUCAAAGAGUAUUCCCCACGGCGACUCUGGUGGUAUCACUGGCUUUGCUGGGCACUCAGCAUGGUUGGGAUGUUCUGCAUCCUCCUUGCUCAUGACCACUACACUGUGGACGUGGUGGUGGCUUACUACAUCACUACAAGACUUUUCUGGUGGUAUCAUACAAUGGCCAACCAGCAAGUGCUAAAAGAAGCUUCCCAAACUAACCUCCUUGCAAGGGUCUGGUGGUACAAGCCCUUCCAGUACUUUGAAAAGAAUGUCCAAGGAAUUGUACCUCGCUCCUACCACUGGCCCUUCCCCUGGCCGGUGCUGCACCGGGGCAGGCAGGUGAAAUACAGCCGCCUGGUGAAUGACACAUAACAGCGUGUCAACAGACAAAAUGGGGGGCAAAGGACCUGUCCCAAGUGCUAAGAACUCCGUACAGAAGAUGCCAUAAAAAAAUCAACCCCUCCCUAACCCUUUCUUUUAACAGUUCCCUUGACUUAACCUAUUCAGUUACCUGGUAAGCACUGUGAUCUUUUUUUCUCUCCAAAGGAUCUGCGUUGGACAACAAUAAAGAAAAUUUAACUUAUCAUGCACUGUUAUACAUUUCUUGUUAAUAGAUUUGGGAUUUACAUUUACUCAUCACCAUGUUCCUUUGUAUAUGAUGCGACAGCAUAAAUGAAAGCUUUUAUAUCAUAAGUUCUGGUCUUUCCAGUCACGUCUGGGAAUAAAGCAUAUUAUUUUCUUGGGAAAACAUACUUUUCAUAUCUCUUGCCCCAAAGAUUGGGCUGUAAGCCAUUUUCUAGCAAAUGACUAUAUGAAGGUUUCUAAAUACCUGCCUUGGGUAAAAUCGAGAAAUCUUUCUACCUGUUGCACCGUGCUAUGAAUAAGAUGAUAGACACAGAAAGGUUUGGUAAUCUUGAUUUUGUAGAAUCUGCAGUGACUGUGUCAAAAAGUGCAAAAAAAAAGAAAAAAAAAACCAGAAAAAAAAAGAAGAAAAAAAGUUGUAAAGUGAUUUUCUAAGUAUUUCCUAACUUUAUUUUUCAAAAUGUGUAUGAAAAUUAAAUUUAAAAAGAUUUUUACAUGUCAGAGAAUAGAGAGUUAAAAUUUAAAGAAAAUGCUUCUUGGGAGAGAGAGAUUUGUCUAUGUUUCUAGUGCCUUUCUUGUCUUGAUUGUAUGGUCAGUAGGCAGUCUUAAAUGUUUUUAUUUAAAAUAGAGUAUUCCAUGAAAGCAGAAUUAUAUAUACUGUAUAAUUACUAAUUUUUGCAUUUAUAGCUAAAUUAAACUGGAAAUUUGCUUAUAAUGUUGAAAUUGCCAUGUGUAGGGAGAAAAAACCAAAUAAAAAGGGUCCGAUCUUGCUCACACAUUGUGGGCAGGUCAAACUAAAAGGUAUCACUUUAUUGUCUACUUGGUAGCUGUAUUUUAAAAAGAAAAACAGCCAUGAAUUCCUGUUUUUUAAGAAUUUUACAAAUGAUCACUGAGUGAACUACAAAUGGUUUCUCCAUCCCGUAUUGAAAUGUUGUUGAAAAACAACAAAGAUAAUCUAUUUCUUUAAAAUACUUGUGCAGAAACUGCAUGUAAUUAUAAGUUUCACUCCUACCAUACAUACUGUAUGUUUGGGGAAGUAUUCUAUCCUAAACUUGCCAAUGUGCAGAACAGAAUAGUUUUUUUAAAGAAAGAAGAAGAGAAAAUAUAUAUAUAAAUAUAUAUAUAUAUAUAUCCAUUCUGUAUUUUACGUGAAGCAGAGUUAUCUUCUGUAGGGUUUUUGUGUAUUCACAAGGUGAUAUUUGUAUUGUAAAACAACAAUGGUGAAGGAAAAUAAAAAGGCUUUUGAAAAAUGUAGUUUUCUUUAUCUUUUUAAUAUUAAGUUUAAAUUUAAAGCUGGGUUUAUUCUUCCAAACCUUGCCUUUAAUUUUAUGUGUUAUUGCACUAUAGGCCAUCAAAUUUGGACUGUAUGGAAACUGCGUUGAUUUUGAAUUGCUGUUCAUGUUGGGCAAAACAGUGCCUUAUCUGAAAUAAAUGCUAUGCAAUAGAUUCUGAUCAUGCGGGAGCUGGGAGCAGAUGGGAGAAGCCUUCCUGGGAGCCAUCACCAGGGCUUGAAAAAUCUACCCGAAAACUGCUGGGACGGAGCUCAUUGCAGGGUAAACAUCCAUGACCCCGGGAUCUAGCAGUCCUGUCACUUAAACAACACCAAAACAAACAAAAAAAAAGUGAAAUUUCUGUGAGUACAUGGUGGUGAAAGUGUCAUUUCUUUCUUAUUUUCCUUUUUUGGGGGGGAUGGUUUAGCUCUACUUUGCUGCCCUGUUCCUCAGCCUUGGCCAAAAACUUCCUUGAAGAAUUAAUGGGGUGUUACUUCUGCUGCUUUGCCUCGCUGUUGCUUGAGAUGCUUAACAAGACUAACCCGUUUCUUAUCAGUUCUCUUUCUCCCUGGGAGGGAGGGGAUUUCUUCACGCCCCAUGCUUCUUGGCAAAACCCUUUGCAACAGCAUUUGCAGAGCUGUCUGUGAAUUUUAGGGAUCAGCUCUGCAUGCUUUACCUUCAAUUCAUGGUAUUAUCUUUGCAAUUAUGUGGUCGAAAGUAAAUUUUUAAAAAAGGCAAACCCACCCCGAGAUGAUUGCUUGAGAGAAUUCAUGCUCCCAGACGUAAAUGAACGAGUAGAUUUUUCAAGACCCGGCAUCACGCACAUCAAAACCAUUGACAUAAGUAAAUGUAUGGAUAUAUGCACAUGACAUUAAAUGGAAUCUGCUGAA